Phaeodactylum tricornutum CCAP 1055/1 is the source of this 1230-nucleotide messenger RNA. It is a transcript of the gene RPN9, whose product is annotated as regulatory proteasome non-atpase subunit 9. Gene Ontology annotation, molecular function: structural molecule activity. Gene Ontology annotation, biological process: ubiquitin-dependent protein catabolic process. Gene Ontology annotation, cellular component: proteasome regulatory particle, lid subcomplex; cytosol; nucleus. Bases 1 to 1230 code for a protein of 409 amino acids. NCBI's taxonomy places the organism in Eukaryota, Bacillariophyta, Bacillariophyceae, Surirellales, Neidiaceae. The transcript is spliced from 2 exons. The record is from RefSeq and is a predicted model, not a curated record.
AUGAGUAGCAGCAGUUACGUGGAUCCCACCGCGGGUGCGGUGGAGCACUGCGAACUCAUGGCGAACGAACACCCCGAGUUAGCAACGCAGUAUCAGGCCAUGGCCUCGUUCUGUCAACAAAAGCUCUGGCACGAACUUACGCUGGCGGUGCUGGACUUGGUUGCGGAUCCGACGACGGCACGUUCCGUGGCAUCGCUCGGUGGCACGCAUUCCUACCUGGCCUUGUACAACCAAGUCGUCACGUCGGUGCACGCCAAGCUCAAUCCCCUCAGUCUGGCACAAAUCGCGUCGGCCGUUGCGCGCGUCCUGCACGCACAAGAUGGUACGGCUGCCAAGGCCAUCCUCGAGAAUCUCGUCACCAAGCUACAGCAAGACGCGCUGCCCCACACCGUACAGGCCGACGCCGUGGUGUACGCGGAAUCCAAACUCUCACUAUUGACGCUGGAAGCGGCAUCCAAGCAAAAGGCCGCCCUGCAGGUAGUCGACAACGCCAUUGUGUCCGCAGCCUACUACGAAGCCCUAUGGACGUACUACAAGAUACUAGGCCCACCGGAACAGUUUUACGCCGCCGCCAUGCAGUUUCUCAAUUACGCGCCACCGCCUCCUCUCGACAAUGCCACCACCAACGUCGCAGCGGUAGUAGCAAGGAACGUGGUUGACUACCAAACCCUGGCCGUGGAUUUGUGUCUCGCCGCACUCACCGGAGACGGCGUCUACAAUCUCGGUCAACUCGAAGCCUCGCCCGUACUCGCAUACUUGCAAUCCCAACCGGAUGCUUGGUUGGUGCAAAUGCUCCACGCCGUUUCGGCGGGCGAUUUGGAAGCCUUUGCCUCUCUCACCUCCCAACACGCAACGUCCAUACAAAAACAACCCGCCCUCGUGCACCGAGCCAAUGCGGUACAGGAAAAGCUUUUACUCCUCGCUCUGGUCCGUCUCGUCUUUACCAAGGACGCCCACGAUCGAACGCUGACCUUGAACGAGCUCGCCGUUGGUUUGGGCAAUAUACCGGUCGAUCAAGUGGAAUGGGUGGUUAUGCGCGCCCUCAGUGUACACUUGGUGGAAGGACACUUGGACCAAGUGGACGGAACCGUCACGAUCACCUGGGUACGUCCGCGAGCCCUGAACACGUCUCAAAUGACCGAACUCGGCGGCCGAUUGGAAGCGUGGGCCCACAAGGCCCAAGUGGCCCGUACCGCUAUGCAAGAACAAGUACCCGGUACCUUUGCCUAG